Penicillium oxalicum is the source of this 4230-nucleotide messenger RNA. RefSeq names its product GAS2 domain protein. Gene Ontology annotation, molecular function: microtubule binding. The transcript is spliced from 5 exons. The record is from RefSeq and is a predicted model, not a curated record. Bases 1 to 4230 code for a protein of 1409 amino acids. NCBI's taxonomy places the organism in Eukaryota, Fungi, Ascomycota, Eurotiomycetes, Eurotiales, Aspergillaceae.
AUGGCAACCACUCGAACCGCCUCGUUCCGCCCGUCAAUACGACUGUCACCGGUCCACUCGCGCGAGAACUCUCGGUCAACAUCGCCCGAUCGAAGUGCCCCCUCAUCGUACCAGAAGAUCGACCCAUUGCUCAGCAAUCUUUCGCCCGAAUCAACCCUCCUCGCUCUCACCUCCACCGAAGCCGUGCCAUCCAACGGCAAUUUCUCUCACAAUGUGCUCUCCCAGAGCAUCUCUCAAGUCUCACCCGCGGAACGUGCUGUUGGCAUCCGCGCAGCCAUUGCCGCGCAGAAUCUCAAUGUCUGGUACAAAGAGGUCCGAUCAUGGACGUGGCCCGCACUUGACGAUGCCAAACUUGGAGCUGGAUUCAUGCCACCAGCUGAAACGUCAGUGGAAGCAGAUGUCGCCGAGUCAAACCAGAACCUGCCCCUUGAUGGGCCUCAGGACCAAAGCGGCUCCAAGGUCGAGUUCUAUGGCAGUUUGCCAGCCACGCUGGUGGGAGAAUACGAAAGGAGAAUUGAUGAAAUACGUGAUGGAAUGGAAAAUCUCAACGUCGAGGAAUUAAAGGAGCACGUCCUCAAUGCCCACAUUCCAUCCCGCUCCCGCCCGUCCUCCUCGACCAGCUCGGGGUCCGUGCCUCCACCACUCAGCUACGUGCAAUUGAGUGACUUUACCGCCGUGGUCACCGCGACGAUUCUGCGUGCUUUGCCUCUGCUGUCACGACUGACCAGUCUCUUGACUACCUGGGAUGUCCGCCUACUCGUUCUUCGCCAAGUACCAGGCCUUUUGCGGGAGUUGAAGGCCACGCGGCACGCAUUAGAUCGCUCGCUGGAAGCGCUCCGUACAACCGAUGCCCUGGAAGACAGUGAGGCGAGGCAGACCGACUCGCAUUUGCUUGCCGAACAUGGCAAGAUCGAAUCUGCCGUUGUGGCCGUAGGCCGACGAAUGGAUCGAGCUUUGGAUUCAUUAGAGGGGCGACAAGACUCUUUGCCAGAAAGUUGGAUCGACGAUUUGGAGAACAUUGAGUUGGAUUUCGCUUCUUGGUCAGUUGAGGCUGAGAGAUACAGGCUCCGCACCAAGUGGCUUUGCAUGAGGGAAGGACAGAAGACAGCCGAGCUUAAUGCGCAGGAUGAACGCGAAAACGAGAGAUCGCCGUCACUGAGAAUUACGGUCGUCGAAGAGACAACAAAACAACCGCCAACAAAUGAAGCCGGGUCGAAAGUACUGUCCCCGAUCGGGGAAUCGAUAGAGAUUGCAGAACUCAAGUCUCAUUCUCGUGAAUCAAAGAUUGAUGAAGAUCAUCAAUUUCAAGAUUCCGAAAAUCGCGGCAUGUCCCUGGUUCAGAGUGAGAUGGCGCAGCUGCUGGUCUCAGUGCCUGAUGCACCUUCAGGGACAAGACUUUUUCUCCCCCAAAACCCGGUCAACGAGAGUCUGCAAGACCAUCACCGCCCAUCUCAAACGCACCGCGAUGAAAUGCAACCAAUGGACAGCAGCUUGCCAUUUGACACGCAAGCACCAAGGACACCAGAAAUUGGUGUCAAUGAAAGCACUCCUUGUGCUUUCUUUAGUGAAGAGGCUCGACUCCCUUCAGAGCGAAUGAAGGCGGUGGUCUCGCCGAAAGACGAGAGGCUGAUGGAUUGUGAUCCCUUUGUUCAAGUCGCGCCGAUGUCAGAUAGUGUUGAAGCCAACACUGGGUCUCGUAAACUUGCUAUGCAUCACCCGGCAGGGGGACUUGUCCAAGACCAUCUCUCGACCGACAGAAUAGGUCAUGGUGGACUUCCCAAUACAGAUAAAUCAUUCUCUGUGGAUCUUUUGUCGUUGUCUCCCCGACAAACGCCGAAGACGACCCUCAGUUCACCGAACAGCUCGAAGCCUGCUGAACUCUGGGAAUUCGGAGCACGUCUAGUAUCUGUGGACCGUACAUCAGCGCCGACUGCCAACCCCCAUCCCGCCAAAAAUCCUGAGGCCGGGCCAGAUAGCCCUCAUUCCUUCUCCGCACUCAUAUGGAAGCCCAAACCACAGUCAGAGCCUGCCUCUCAUUCAAAUUCACGACCCGCGUCUGCCACCACUGUGGAUACGAUGGAAAAUUCGACGGACAAACAACCAAAACAAGAACAGUCAACCUUUCGCAAACCGUUGCAGAGUCCUAUUAAGUUGGCCAAGCACCGUCCCGGCAAAUUAGACCUCAAAAAAGAAACAAGACCACGGCAGCUUUAUCGGAGAUCAUCGACUGGUUCUUCGGGCUCUUUGCUUUCUGAUAACUCCUCUCUGCUCUCAAGCCCCGACGCUCCUGAGCCGCAAACGGGCUCUUCACGCGAUGUCCCUCUCAUGACCCUAUCGCGAGAGACUCUUCCUCAUGUGGAGCCCGGGCUUCCUCAAGAAAAGCACAUUCUGCAAGCAGAUCAACUCUUGCGCCUUGAUAACGUAAAAUCGACUCCACGGGGCUUUUCACAGACCCGGGCAGUCAGCUUGCCUCUCGAGCGUUUCAUCAACGACGAUUUCGACUUUGAUCAACACGAUCAAAGCGAGUCCGACGUGGCCAGAGACUUGGAACAUCUGAAGUCUGCAAUGGAUCAGCUGCCCGACCCGGUAACGGCUCAUGCUAAGCCUUCUCCGGCUGUCGCAUCUAAUGGGGCUAGUAGGGUGCAUAGACUCGCGCGCGGAAGAUCCGCGUCGGACCUCAAGGACACUACAAGGUCCAGAAAGACCGUCGAACGCCCCAAGAAAGUAUUUGGCAUGAACACUGCUCAUCGGGCUCUGCUCCAUCAGGAUCAGCCCAAGUCUGCUCGCCUUCGUCAGCGGCUUACAGCCCAUCCGAGUCUUGAAAGUCUGGGUAUGAAGCGACAGGAAUUGCCCUUUGUCGAGGAAGACGAGGCCGAGGUGGCUUACGAAAGCUCUCGUGCUUCGUCUCCAAUGAGAUGCAGACCUCGAGAUCACCUCGAUGAAAAGAUCGAUUCCAUCUUGAGUGGUUUACCUGGCAGGAUUCAUCUCGUCAACGCUAGUCAUGACCCUGAGACGUCCAUGUCAAACAUGGACCGCAGAGCACGAGGCCGAUGCCAAUCUGAAUCACCUCGCGGCGCUGCUGUGCGUAGCACCACGCCCGCGCCCUCCAUGAUGCUGAUGCCAGCUGCUCGCAGACGAUUGUCGCAUGCUCAUAAGCCGGAAGAUAGCUGCGUGAAGCUGUAUCAUUUGCAUCACGGUGGUCAAACCGCGCCUACCAAGCUCUUCGUGCGCACCGUUGGAGAAGAAAAGCAGCGCGUCAUGGUACGUGUGGGUGGCGGUUGGGCAGAUCUCGGCGAAUACUUGCGCGAGUACCUCACCCACCAUGGCCGUCGCAAAGUCUCCGAAACCCCACGCGUGGAGGUGCAAGGCUUGACUUCCAAAACAUCACCCAGCUAUCCGUCUCCCGCGGCUGCGAUGACUCCAGCGACGACGUCUCCUUAUCUCACCUCCGGCCGAGCUACUCCGUCUCGUCCUCCAUCGGUGAUCAGUGCGCGUCCAGCAUCUUCGUUAACCGUUCGAAAAAGACGUGGUUCGAAUGUCUCGGAGACCUUUGCGCCUCGAUCAGUGACCGCUGGAAACCUUAGCUCCUUUAUCUCCCCUCCGCAGGCCCUUCCCUCCCGCCAGCGUCGUGUCUCCAUGUCCUCUAACUUUUCCUACAACAACCAAUUCCUCCACCAACCUCGUGCAGGGUUCUGUUGGCCACGACUCCCAGUCGGCGCCUCUUGGUCUUGCCGGCCCCAAGCCCCGCUCACGGCAUAUUUCCAUGAGCCCGAGGGGGAGGCUUGGGUCGAGGAUGUCUUGCAGCAGACGCGGCGGUCCAGCUCCGCUCAUCCUCCCACUUUUGCCUUGAACUCGAUUUUUGCCUCGGAAAAGCCGGCCGAGGUCCGUUCGGGUGAUCGCCGCGAUCACCACACCGGGAGCCACACCCGACGACUUUUGCCCAAAGUCUCCAGCGUCAGCGACAUUCGAUCCGUCGGGUCAAGUAAACAAGUCUCUCUACGGGGUCUUGGUAACGGAGCCAAGGCUAAUAUGAAGCGCGAGCGCAAUGCCGCUGACAAGGGCAAGGUUGCAAAGUCGCAGAUCAAGACCAACGAAAAAGCCAUGAACAUCCAGUGCAAGGUCUGCCUGCAGACAUUUUUGCAGACGACCAAGGCUCCUGCCCUGCUGGAGCAUGCCUCCAACAAGCACAAGAAAGGUCUUGCCGAGUGCUUCCCGGGUGUGAGCGCAUAG